UUCUGGCGUCAGUCGCAAAGAUGCGCAUCUCAGAGGCGGUAGGGGGGCAGGAUAAACAUGCAGAGACCGCGCUAGCCGAAGAGGGGCAGGAGGAUAAUGGACUUCGACGUCGACGACCUGUGUGGGUGGCGGCGGCGAUGCUGGCUGCCUCCGUCGUCAUCAUCCUGGUCAUCCUGGCAGGAGUGUUGUACUUCGCAGACAUUUCUUCAAUUUGCGGGCCCGACGACGCGCUGGAGGUCUCGGAGGACGUGUCACGGACCAAGUACAGCUCGGAGAGGCACAUCGUGCCGCACUCGUCCUGGAGCCUGCGGCCGCAGCGCCAGACACUGCAGCUGGCGCACCCGACGCCGUACGUGGUGGUGAAGCAUACGGCGGGCGGGCGCUGCUUCGGCCUGUCCGAUUGUACGCCCGUGCUGCAAGCCAUACAGGAGCUGCACUGGCAGAGGUAUCAGCAGCCGGAGAUCUCCUACAACUUCUUGAUCGACAGCAGCGGCAAUAUCUACGAGGGCCGCGGCUGGAACGGCACGAACACCAGUAAGGGUUUCGUGUUGCGCUGCAACGUGGACGUGGCGCUCAUCGGCAACUACGUGGAGCACAACGUGACGAGGCAGAUGUCGUCGGCUCUGCGCUGGCUGCUCGACGAGGGCGUGAGGACGGGCAUGCUGGCGACGGAGUACCGCCUGCUGGCGCACAACCAGGUCAUGAACACGCUGAGCCCGGGCCGCUGGGCGCUGAUGGAGAUCGCCGACUGGCCGCACCGCUGCCGCUGGGACUGCGACCGGGGCGUCCCCUGCAUCCGUCCAGCCGACGGCGACGACAGCUCCGGCCAGUAGAUCCGCUUGUUCGAGAAUCCAAUCUUGUCAUCGCGUAAUAUCAUUAUGUAACACAGUUGACGACAAACAUGUAAAUAAACGUAAACUUUCUUAGUAAAUACGCUCUCUACAUUA
Molecule: messenger RNA, 947 nt
Organism: Schistocerca cancellata (South American locust)
Lineage: Eukaryota; Metazoa; Arthropoda; Insecta; Orthoptera; Acrididae
Product: peptidoglycan-recognition protein SC1a/b-like
Exons: 4
Coding region: 21-833 (270 amino acids)
Biological process (GO): peptidoglycan catabolic process
Molecular function (GO): N-acetylmuramoyl-L-alanine amidase activity; zinc ion binding
Source: RefSeq, a predicted model, not a curated record